CUUAUAAUAAUAAUUUUAAUAAACUUUACCUAAAAAUCACUAAUUGGAAUUGGAUUGAAACUUAAUACCAGUUCAUUAACCAUACUAAAUGGGUCAAAUAAUCGGUACAUAUCAAACUCGUCAUUUGGGCCUCAAAAUGGACGACAAUCCAACAUACGACAGCUCCGUCGGGUUUGGGUUUUCGCGAGGCGAGCGAGUGAUGUAUGUAUGUGAAGAGGACCUCAUAUCGGCGAGAAUACCUCCUAAAUACAGGGACUACUGCGCCCAUCUGCUCCUGGACUACUCGGUCUGUAGGUACAAGAACAUGCCGUUCCUAUAUCGAUGUCAUCACGAAAAACACGCGUAUUUGAACUGUGAACAUGCUGAUUACGUAAUAAGGAUGAAAGAGUUCGAAAGAGAACGAAGGCUUAGGGAAAGGGAAAUAAGAGUGUUGAAACAGGCCAAGGAAUCUAAGGAAGAAAAACCUUCUGAAGAGACAAAGAAAUGAUGUUUUUUAUAGUUCAAUAAACUGCUUUAUUUUACUAGGA
Manduca sexta (tobacco hornworm) is the source of this 527-nucleotide messenger RNA. RefSeq names its product NADH dehydrogenase [ubiquinone] 1 beta subcomplex subunit 7-like. The transcript has a single exon. The record is from RefSeq and is a predicted model, not a curated record. NCBI's taxonomy places the organism in Eukaryota, Metazoa, Arthropoda, Insecta, Lepidoptera, Sphingidae. Gene Ontology annotation, cellular component: mitochondrion. Bases 89 to 487 code for a protein of 132 amino acids.